Anguilla rostrata (American eel) is the source of this 3343-nucleotide messenger RNA. RefSeq names its product LIM domain only protein 7-like. The transcript is spliced from 12 exons. NCBI's taxonomy places the organism in Eukaryota, Metazoa, Chordata, Actinopteri, Anguilliformes, Anguillidae. Gene Ontology annotation, molecular function: GTP binding. The record is from RefSeq and is a predicted model, not a curated record. The coding region runs from base 329 to 2941 and encodes 870 amino acids.
AGAUUGAUUACGAUUGUUAUGUACGAAGCCAGUUCGAACAAACCUUUUCCGGAACGAGACAUUCAGUUGUUACAAUGAAAUAGUAUUGAUUUCGGGCUUAUGAGAAUAUUGUCUGUAUGGUUUUCAGGACUAGGGGAUUGUCUAUUGUCUAAACCACGUUUUGUCUUUAAUUUGUAAGUAAGUAGGCGUAGUCAUAGGCGUAGGCUGUGUUUUAUUUUUCAUAGAAAUUCAUUCGCAUUAGGCUGUUCAAUCAAAGUGGUUUGCAGUAUUCAGUUAAACAAUUACGUUCGGUGGAGAUCACUCAAUAUUGGAGAACGGGGUGCUGAAGAUGAUAAUAAAGGUGAAACGUGGAGUCCGAAAGAAAUAUAUGAAACUCGGCCAACUGAGCUUUUCAAAUUUCAUCAACGAAGUGAAACAGAAGUUUUCUGUCCCAGAGGAUAAAGUGGUCAGAGUCACCGAUGAUCUGGGCACAGAGGUGGAUGAGGAUGUAUUUCCAGAACUUGCAACAGUCGAAGACAUGUGCUUCGUUAUCCACACUGAUGAUAAUUUCCCGCUGGACGAAUCAUCAAUGAACCAGGCUGACAGCUCAAACCACCCUGAGUUUUCGCCGCUCACACCGUUGGGUUGGCAGGGUCGCCGUACACACCACCAGCAGGAAGAGAGAGAACACCUUUCAGUUCCUGUGGAGACAGAACAGGGCGAGACACAGUCGCCAGUGACAGAUGCUAAAUCUCUGCACCAAAAUGGUCAGAAACAAAAAAGGAUUACAUUGGAUGACCUUCCAAGAACUCCUUUUCUCUUUAAAAUGAGCCAAUCUUUGGAUGGAGAGGAGGACACUACCUCUGAAAUCAGCCACAGUCUAAGGGAAGAGGAGGCUGAAAAUGUCUCUGAAAAGGAAACGGCUGAUGAAGCCGCAGACCUCGUUAGCAAGAGGGUGAUGAGAUCUGACUCGCCUGUUUCCAGUGCUCUGUCAAUGCAGACCGACCGUUCCAAUCCUUUAGAUUUUCCAAAUUUAAGGACUCAGCCCAUGGAAUCAAGUGUCAGAGGCCAGACUGGCCUGGUAGAAACCCAUCUCCACUCACAGUGCAGAAAGAGGUUUGGAGCUCUAUCUUGGUCUAGACGAAUACUCUGUGACAUCUGCUGUGAGGGAAGGGCCAAAGCUGUUAAGGUCUGUCUGACUUGCUCUGCCUCCUACUGUGAAUCUCACGUCAGACACCAUUAUACUGUAGAAGCAUUGCAGAAACAUAAACUAGAGGAAAUCACUGAAGACUUGGACGGGAGGCACUGCCCGCAGGAAGAGAGGAAAAACCUUUCAGUCUCUAUGGAAACAGAGCAGGGUGAGACACAGUCGCCAGUGGCAGAUGCUCAAUCUCUGCACAAAAAUGGCCAGAAACAAGAAAUGAUGUGCGAACCAAUGAAGGGGUCAUGGAUAAAAGACUUACUCAUUUUUAUAACUUUGGGGAGUGUCCUGGCCAUGACACUCUUAUUUAUCGCUUUUACUCCAAAAGAGUCUGGAAGGAGACCUGUGCCUUAUGGUCUGAGGAUUGUGCUGGUGGGCAGGAGUGGAGCAGGAAAGAGUGCAACUGGAAACACCAUCCUGGGGAGAGAGGUGUUUAAAGAGGGGUUUUCCCCUGUGGCAGUGACCUCAAAGUGUGAGACACAUAGUGGACAGGUGGCAGGGAGGAAUGUUACUGUGAUAGACACACCUGGGAUCUUUGGCAUAUAUCUUUCUAAUGAUGAAAUCAAGCAUGAAAUGGUAGAAAGCAUCAACAACUUGUUUUUGGUAGUGAUCAGACUGGGGAGGUUCACGGUGGAAGAGAGGGACACUCCGAAAUGGAUGCAGGAGAAUUUUGGAGGAGGUGCUUUGCAGUACUCAAUGGUGCUCUUCACUGGAGGAGAUGAGCUGACUACACCAGUGGAGGAGUUUCUGAGAAAAAGCAGCGAUCUUCAGGAAGUCGUCAACCUCUGUGGUGGCGGAUAUCACGUCUUCAACAACAAAGAGAAGAACAACCGCACUCAGGUUACAGAGCUGCUGGAGAAGAUUGAAGCAGUGCUGCUCAAAAUGACAGGAUACCAUCAUGCCACUAUGAUGAUCCAACAGGCUGAAAGAAAGAUACAAGCAGAGGAGGAGAGAAAGAGAGAGGAGUCUGAGAGAAAGAUCGGAGCCAAGGAGGAGAAAAAGAGGGAGGAAGCCGAGAAAAAGAUCAGGGAAGAGAAGAAGAGGCUGAGGAAGUUUGAGACAAAGAUCAGAGCAGAGGAAGAGAGAAAGUGGGAGGAGUCUGUGAGGAAGAUCAGAGCAGAGGAAGAGAAAAAGAGGGAAGAGUCUGAGAGAAAGAUCAGAGCAGAGGAAGAGAGAAAGAGGGAGGAGUCUGUGAGGAAGAUCAGAGCAGAGGAAGAGAAAAAGAGGGAGGAGUCUGAGAGAAAGAUCAGAGCAGAGGAAGAGAGAAAGAGAGAAGAGUCUGAGAGAGAGAUCAGAGCAGAGGAAGAGAGAAAGAGGGAGGUGACUGAGAUAGAGAUCAGAGCAGAGGAGGAGAGAAAGAGAGAGGAGUCUGAGAGAGAGAUCAGAGCAGAGGAAGAGAGAAAGAGAGAGGAGUCUGAGAGAGAGAUCAGAGCAGAGGAAGAGAGAAAGAGGGAGGAGACUGAGAUAGAGAUCAGAGCAGAGGAAGAGAGAAAGAGAGAGGAGAUGAGUAAUUCAGCUGAAUUUAAAGUGGUACUUACUGCAGUAUUUAUUUCUUUAGCGAUAACAUGGGUAAUUGCAGAACGCAAAAUCAAAAAUAGAGUAGCAGAGGAAGAGAGAAAGAGGGAGGAGGCUGUGAAGAAGAUCAAAGCAGAGGUAAAUACAACGUUGGAGGAGCAUGAGAAAAAGUUGAAAGACAUGGAGGUGAUUUUGAGCUCAUAUCAAGCAAAAGACAAACCGCAGAAAAAAUGGUAUCAUUUUUAAAUUCCCAGUUCUGAGUACUAAAUAAUAAUUAAUAUUGUAGUCUUGCCCCCUUGUACACACAGGUAGUCAAGAGAAAAACAGCACUUUGUUAAACAAGGGACAAGUAAAUGCAGAGCAGAGGCUCCAGGGAGGUUUUUUCAUCUCUUGUUUAAUCACAUGCAAUCCCAGCAUUCAAAAGGUCACAUACAUACAUGCUAGACAGGCUUGAUUUCCUAUAAUUAUGGCUAGCAUGGCUGCAAGAUGAGAUCACAGUAACUGAAAGAGGGGUGAUUGUUGGGGUGUUGAUGGUUGAAAGGUCGUGAUUGUUGGGGUUUUAAUGGCAAAUAUCACCUGGGAUUGAGAGCAGCCAGUGUUAUCAAGACAGUGGAGGCUAUACACCAAAUAAAUUGACUUUACAUCGGG